Molecule: messenger RNA, 3177 nt
Organism: Acanthochromis polyacanthus (spiny chromis)
Lineage: Eukaryota; Metazoa; Chordata; Actinopteri; Pomacentridae
Product: guanine nucleotide-binding protein subunit alpha-13
Exons: 5
Coding region: 418-1551 (377 amino acids)
Biological process (GO): Rho protein signal transduction; adenylate cyclase-activating G protein-coupled receptor signaling pathway
Cellular component (GO): heterotrimeric G-protein complex; brush border membrane
Molecular function (GO): D5 dopamine receptor binding; GTPase activity; guanyl nucleotide binding
Source: RefSeq, a predicted model, not a curated record
GCACAACAGCUAAAUUUCAGUUAAAAAUCGGAUUCAUUUUAUAGUUAACUUUGAUAUUUUUGUUGUUUUGUUAUUUAAGUAAUAUACAAUUUAUAUUUGUAGCUAUAUAUGUUGGCUAAAUUUAACUUUUUUGAUGUAAAUUCGUCGCUAAGACCAUUCUGUCUACAGUUAAGGCUGCUCAAACCGACAAACUGAUUCGUGUUUAACUUUUAAAAUACAUUUUACUGCAUGAAGCUGAUGUAGUUAUAUUUUUGUGUCAGUGUAUGUGCACUGAACGUGGACAUAUCGGCGUACAUUGCCUUUAGAUGGAGGUAAACAGUCAGCGGCGCUACUUCCUGACUUUAGGGAAGGGGCUUGGUCCCGUGCCCGCGCCCCGCGAACGCGCAUCAAAUUAGCAUCGAUGAAGUUUGUUCGAACAUGGCGGAUUUCCUGCCGACCAGGUCCGUGUUAAAAGUUUGUCUACCCGUUUGCCUGCUCAACAGCGGCGAAGGGGAGCAGCUCCGAAAGUCCAAGGAGAUCGACCGGGGCCUCUCCCGGGAGAAAACCUACGUGAAGCGGCUGGUGAAGAUCCUGCUGCUCGGCGCCGGAGAGAGCGGCAAGUCGACUUUCCUCAAACAAAUGCGGAUCAUCCACGGCCAGGACUUCGACCAGCAAGCCCGAGAGGACUUCAGAGCCACGAUUUACAGCAACGUUAUCAAAGGUGUUCGUGUGUUGGUGGACGCCCGGGAGAAGCUGCACAUCCCGUGGGGAGACUCAGACAACCAGCAGCAUGGAGACAGCUUGAUGGCGUUCGACACCCGGUCGGCUAAGAUGGCGAGCGGUCAGCUGGAGACGUCGGUGUUCCUGCGGUACCUGCCGGCCAUCAAAGCUCUGUGGGCCGACUCUGGGAUCCAGAACGCCUACGACCGUCGCAGGGAGUUUCAGCUGGGUGAGUCAGUGAAGUAUUUCUUGGAUAAUCUGGAUAAGCUUGGCGAGCCGGAUUAUCUUCCCAGUCAGCAGGACAUCCUGCUGGCCAGAAAACCCACCAAGGGCAUCCACGAGUACGACUUUGAGAUCAAGAACGUCCCGUUUAAGAUGGUGGACGUUGGAGGGCAGCGGUCGGAGAGGAGGCGCUGGUUCGAGUGUUUCGACUCCGUCACGUCCAUCCUCUUCCUCGUGUCUUCCUCUGAAUACGACCAGGUGCUGAUGGAGGACCGGCAGACCAACCGACUUCGUGAAUCCCUCAACAUCUUCGAGACCAUCGUCAACAACCGCGUCUUCGUCAAUGUCUCCAUCAUCCUCUUCCUCAACAAGACGGAUCUGUUGGAGGAGAAGGUGAAAAGCGUUCCCCUUAAGGACUACUUUCCUGACUACACCGGGCCGGAGCACAGCCUGCCGGACAUCCAGACGUUCCUGGUGGAGUGCUUCCGGGCCAAGAGGCGCGAAGCCACCCAGAAGCCGCUGUACCACCACUUCACCACGGCCAUCAACACGGAGAACAUCCGGCUGGUGUUCCGGGACGUCAAGGACACCAUCCUGCACGACAACCUCAAACAGCUCAUGCUUCAAUGACCCCUGGAAGCUGUGAAAAUAGACAGAACCACCCCAACGCUCCCCAACAGGACUUUGGAGAGCAGCCUCUGAAGAACCCGUCAGCAACCUUCUUCAGACAUUUUUAUCUUAGUUUUUACUCUCCUCUUGUUAGCGGUGAUGUUCAAAGACCAUGAGCUGCUUUGGGUCUUGGAUACCAUCAGAUCCCUGCUUCAUCCUGAGCUCUGCCUUCAGUACUCGACUCGCUGGGUUUUUUAACUCACCAGGUGCUGGUGCUGGCACCAUGGAAACCAGCAAAACUUUUUACCAACAAGGUGUUUGGUUUAGAAUCCAGACAUGCAACCUGCCAAGCUCCACACAGGAAAUAACCACCAUGUUUGCAGAGUUAGAUGGUCAAACUGUGUCCAGCAAUGAUUUAGUCCAGAUCCACUCCUUCUGCUGCUUUGUGAACGUUGUUUCUCAGCCUCUUCACUCGACAGGAGGUUUGGUCAGCUCGCUAAUGAUCUGCUCGGGUGGAGGUUGGUGGGUUUAAGUUGUGGACAUGGAGCCAAACUUUUCUAGAACAGCUGAAGGACGGCAGAUCAUGGAAACGCUCCGAACGGUUAAAAGUUAGAAACUGGCUCCAGCACCGGCACCCUGGAGAUCUGCGAGAAGAAUGAACCUACGAUGCCUUUCCAUUAAAUUUCCUAAUCACCGUUUAAAUUUAAAAUUAGAAUUAAAUUCCGUCUUAGCUUCUGUAAUUAAAGUCCAAGUUUCCAAACUAAUUGAACCUUUUAUUUUUGGUCCUUAGAGGGUAAAAAGGUGGCACAGGUGUGCCAGGAAGUGAACAUGCAGUCCACUGUUUUCUCAGGGUUGAAUCAAAUCCGUGUUAAUGCUGAUGUUAAUUGUUCAUGAACUGACUGAAAAAUCCAACCUUUAAUCUGUGUGGGCCUCGGCUAGGCCUCCAUACCGUUAGCUGGUUUAGUCCUGAAUCCUCCUGACCGUUACCCACAAUCCCCAUCUUCUGUCUUUUCCCAUUAGAUGCCUUGUAAAGGGACAGACUUCUCUCCUCCUGUUUGCCGGAAUCGUGAAUGUGUGUUAAUAAAUGUACAGAGAUUUGCUGUAGAUUGUUUGAAUAUUCUGUAACCCAUCAUGUGACGAUAUCUGUAUUGGCACUGACUCCAGGCAUCUCUGAAAAAAAUAAAAAUCCUUUCUUUUUUGUGCCGUUUGGGAUUUCCCUCAAACACAUUUUGAAUUUGUCGGGGAAAAAUGUGACAAAAAAACCUACUUGAGUUGAAUUGUUUUGUCGGUUCUCUAUUCAGGAGGCCGAUCUUUGUUGGAGGAUAAUUUGAGAUCUCUGCUGCCAGAAACUCCCUUCAGGACGGUUCACAUCGACAUCUGUCUGCUUCCAGUCCUGGCUUUGUAAAUACUGUAAUCUGUUGCCAUGUAAAUAAUAUUCAGGUUUAUCUCCUUAUAUGUAAAUGGUUGUAGAAAUGGCGUAUUGUGUUUUGUUGCUUCCAUUCUGAAUGUUUUUAAAAAUCACUGCUUUCCGAUGAAGAUGACCUUUUUGAUGUAGAUGUAUUUUUGUGUAAUUUUUUUCCAUCACCUUUUGAGAUUCAUCCUCAUGCCACUCUAACCCCAUCAAUAAAAUCCACUUUUCUAAUGAUA